This is a messenger RNA of Ochotona curzoniae (black-lipped pika), 5130 nucleotides long. It is a transcript of the gene TMTC2, whose product is annotated as transmembrane O-mannosyltransferase targeting cadherins 2. Gene Ontology annotation, molecular function: mannosyltransferase activity; protein binding. Bases 146 to 2656 code for a protein of 836 amino acids. Gene Ontology annotation, cellular component: endoplasmic reticulum membrane. NCBI's taxonomy places the organism in Eukaryota, Metazoa, Chordata, Mammalia, Lagomorpha, Ochotonidae. Gene Ontology annotation, biological process: protein O-linked glycosylation via mannose. The record is from RefSeq and is a predicted model, not a curated record. The transcript is spliced from 12 exons.
GGAGGGAGAGGUGGGAGGUGAGGGAGCGAGGGAAAAGUGAAGCAGGAAGGAGAAGGCGGCUGAAGGUGGGGAUUGAUGCUUCUGUUUUUUGUUGCCGCUGCUGCCCUCGCGCUGGGAGCCGAGCCGGAGGGAAGGCGGUGGAGAGAUGAUUGCAGAGUUGGUGAGCAGCGCGCUGGGGCUCGCCUUGUACCUAAACACCUUGAGUGCGGAUUUCUGCUACGAUGACAGCCGUGCCAUCAAGACUAAUCAGGACCUUCUCCCGGAAACUCCAUGGACUCAUAUUUUCUACAAUGAUUUUUGGGGAACUCUUCUAACGCACAGCGGCAGCCACAAGUCUUACAGGCCACUCUGCACUCUCUCCUUUCGUCUGAACCACGCCAUCGGAGGGCUGAAUCCCUGGAGCUACCACCUCGUCAAUGUCCUGUUGCAUGCGGCUGUCACUGGCCUCUUCACAAGCUUCUCCAAGAUCCUCCUUGGUGAUGGAUACUGGACCUUCAUGGCUGGCUUGAUGUUUGCCUCACACCCCAUUCACACCGAGGCAGUGGCAGGAAUCGUGGGCCGGGCCGAUGUUGGGGCCGGUUUGUUCUUUCUCCUCUCCCUGCUCUGCUAUAUUAAACACUGUUCAACAAGAGGCUACUCAGCCAGGACCUGGGGCUGGUUCCUGGGGACAGGACUGUGUGCAGGAUGCAGUAUGUUAUGGAAGGAACAAGGAGUGACUGUUCUGGCAGUUUCGGCGGUUUAUGACGUCUUUGUCUUUCACAGGCUGAAAAUGAAACAGAUCUUGCCCACCAUUUACAAAGGGAAGAACUUGUCUCUUUUCCUCAGCAUAAGUUUGUUAACGUUCUGGGGAACCUCCUUGUUGGGUGCUCGGUUAUACUGGAUGGGAAAUAAACCACCAAGCUUUUCCAACUCAGACAACCCUGCUGCCGAUUCAGACAGCCUUCUGGCUCGCACACUCACUUUCUUCUACUUGCCAACUAAGAAUCUGUGGUUGCUGCUGUGUCCAGAUACUCUGAGUUUUGAUUGGUCCAUGGAUGCUGUGCCUCUGCUAAAAACGAUUUGUGAUUGGAGAAAUCUACACACUGUGGCCUUCUAUAUUGGACUCCUCAUCCUGGCCUACUAUGGACUGAAGAGCCCAAACGUGGAAAGAGAAUGCAAUGGGAAAGCCGUGACAAAUGGCAGGCAGAAUGCAAAUGGGCAUAGCUGCCAUUCAGACAUGGAGUACCGGAACUCGGAGAUUAAGCCCAGCUUUGCAUCCAAAGUAGAAAAUGGCAUUAAAGAUAAUGUAUCACAGAGAACACAACUUCCUUCUACGGAGAACAUUGUGGUUCUAUCUUUAUCUUUGCUAAUAAUACCUUUUGUUCCUGCCACAAACCUGUUUUUCUAUGUUGGCUUUGUGAUUGCAGAGCGCGUAUUAUAUAUCCCUAGUAUGGGCUUCUGCCUCCUGAUUACAGUGGGUGCCAGAGCCCUGUAUGUCAAAGUGCAAAAGCGGUUUCUCAAGAGCUUGAUUUUUUAUGCGACUGCCACGUUAAUUGUUUUCUAUGGACUGAAGACUGCAGUCAGGAAUGGAGACUGGCAAAAUGAGGAAAUGCUGUACAGGUCAGGGAUAAAAGUUAACCCAGCGAAAGCAUGGGGUAACCUUGGAAAUGUUCUGAAGAGUCAAAGCAAAAUUUCUGAAGCUGAAAGCGCCUAUAGAAAUGCUUUGUACUACCGUAGCAACAUGGCUGACAUGCUUUAUAAUUUAGGGUUGCUUCUCCAGGAGAACAGCAGAUUCGCAGAAGCCUUACAUUAUUACAAAUUGGCCAUUGGGAGCCGACCUACCCUGGCUUCUGCGUAUUUAAACACGGGCAUUAUUCUAAUGAACCAAGGAAAAACAGAAGAAGCCCGGCGCACGUUCCUCAAGUGUUCUGAGAUCCCAGAUGAAAACCUGAAGGACCCCCACGCACACAGGAGCUCUGUGACGAGCUGUCUGUACAACCUGGGAAAGCUGUAUCAUGAGCAGGGACGCUAUGAGGAGGCCCUGAGUGUAUACAAGGAAGCUAUUCAGAAAAUGCCAAGGCAGUUUGCCCCACAAAGCUUAUACAACAUGAUGGGCGAAGCAUAUAUGCGACUGAGCAAGCUACCAGAAGCAGAGCAUUGGUACAUGGAAUCAUUGAGAUCCAAGACUGACCACAUCCCUGCGCAUCUGACCUAUGGGAAAUUGCUGGCACUAACAGGUCGUAAGAGUGAGGCUGAAAAGUUCUUCUUGAAGGCCAUUGAGCUGGAUCCCUCCAAAGGAAACUGUUACAUGCAUUAUGGGCAGUUUCUCCUGGAAGAAGCUCGCCUCAUAGAAGCAGCUGAGAUGGCAAAGAAAGCAGCGGAACUGGAUAGCACGGAGUUUGAUGUUGUCUUCAACGCUGCUCAUAUGCUCAGACAGGCUAGCCUCAAUGAAGCAGCUGAGAAGUACUACGAUCUGGCAGCCAGACUGAGGCCUAACUAUCCAGCUGCAUUGAUGAACCUAGGGGCCAUUCUGCACCUUAAUGGCAAGCUCCAGAAGGCAGAGGCCAACUACCUGCGCGCCCUGCAGCUCAAGCCAGAUGACGUGAUCACGCAGUCCAAUCUGCGGAAACUGUGGAACAUCAUGGAAAAGCAAGGCUUAAAGACUUCUGAGACAUGACACGGAACCUCGUCCUCACUUUGACAGAGUGGACUUUAUUACUGGACAACACUUCCCAGCAGUGCUGUGACAAGAGCUGGUUUCGGACUUCAGGGCAGGAGUCGUUGAAGUCGCUGCUGCUCCUGGGAGAUCCACUUUGCUGUUGACAUGGCCACUAACACCAAAAAGGGGAACAUGGGAAACCUCCUGGAGAAUGGAUUUGCUACCCAGAGACUGUAAACCAGAGCACUUAAAACAGGGAUCUUUUGGAAUUUGUAAAAGGGGAGGGUGCCGAAAAUACAGACCUUGUUCAUUUUUGAAAGCUAAUUUCAAAAUUAUAUUAUUCCUUAAACACUGUGAGAGGAAGUCGGAGUGUGUGUUCAGCCACGGUAAACUAUGAAAGAUUGAGUGUUAACAGGGAGUGAUUAAAGCAUAGUGGGAGGUGCAGGGAGCCACUGGCUUUCCUAGGUUGUCCUAAUGCUGCUGGCUUACCCUUUAGGACAGCCUGCUUGUCAUUUUCUGAAGCCUAGAAAGCAUUUUUUGUUGUUGGUGGUGGUGGUAUUUAGCAUUGUGUCAAGCUAGCGAGAAUCUGCAGUUGUUCCUCAGUUAGUACACACAGUGUCUUAUGUUUUAGGUGUCACAGCCUUUCGUCUUUGGAGCAUCACUUGCUGAGCAGCACUUGGAGAGGAGUGGCCAGUGGAGCUGGGCGCGGCUGGAGAGGCCUUCUGUGUGUCAGGCAGGCAUUCUUUAAUAUUGUCAGUGUGUUCCUCUACAUUUCCAGCAGAAUUCACUGUAUUAACUGUUUUGAAAUAACCUUUUAAAAUGAGUGUUCCUGGCUAGUGUGUGUUUGUUGAGGAGGGUAAAGGAAAGGGAUAUUUAAAAGUGUUCUAGUUUCUAUAACCAACAGCUAUUAAGCAGAAGAGAGGGCUAAUUUGUGCCUCCCCGAUGCUGCUGGUUAAAAAAUUAAGUCUAUCUGAAGGAGCGUAUGAUGACAGUUGCCAGUUUGUGUUUGGAAGAGUAGGUAUGAAAUCAUAAUCGCUUUCUCAUAGGUAUCGAAACAAUAAUGCUGUUAAAUUUUCAAGGAAUGAUUUUUAUCUUAUUCUGCUCUUCCCAAAAGGCAUCAAACACGUGCUGCUUUAAACUGCAAUAGAGGAUAGCAUUAGCUUGCUACAUGUUUCCACGUCUUGUGCCAAUGGCCUCUCUUAGUUGAUAACUAUUUUUCACUAGCAGAUUUGGUGUUUUAUUUCAUGACCUGUUGGUAACCACUUCGCUCAUCACUUCAUGAGUAAAAUCGUAUAAAUGAAGUAGAGAAAAACAUUUGCUGAACACAUUUUGGCUUGCAGUCAAACUUUGCUACUAAAAAUUAACUUCAUAAAACAGUCCAUUAUCAACUUCGUUAUAGAGAAAAUAACUAUACUGUACCUUGCAUAUUUAUUUAUUUAUUACCUACCAUAGCAGAGUAACGGAAAAUUUGAUAAAUUAAGCCAGUUUUUUAAAACUGAAAUUGAGCUUUUCUCUACCUGGUCACACUCCAUAUGUAUGUUAUUAGUGGUUCCAUUAAAAGGAAGCUGGACAUGCAAACACAUCAUACUAUGUUUUCUCCAUAUUUUAUGGGUUUUGUUAUAUAUCUGAAUACAGAGGGAUAAAGAAUUUAAAGUAGUGUUUCUAUGGCAAUAGAAUUUUGUGAAAAGGGCAAAUGUAGUAAGAGAUUUUUGGAUGAUGUUAAUAAGGAGCCCCUUCAAUAAUAUGUAUUUUCUUUUACAACCUUUCAUUGUAGGGCCAGAAGUUAACUUAUGGCUCAAUCAUUGUGUUUUCAGAAUAUUUAACAUUUAACAAACCCAUGGUCAAACCAAAACAGUGGGUUGAAGUGUAUGUUUUUCAUCCUCUGGUACAUUGGCAAUUGCAAAAAGCAAAAACAAAGAAAGAAAUAAACAAUGCCAAGAGGAUGGAACUUAAUAUAAGGCUAUAAAUAUAAAUUCAAUGUCUAACAUUUUUAUUUAUUUAAAUAGUUAUUGAUGUAUAAUGACCCCCUAGUCUUCACAUUUUGUGUCUUUCUGUUGUUAUUGUUCCUUUCCAGCACUUGGUUCUUAGUAGGUUCACUGAAUGCACAGUAGAGGCACUUCAUGUUGACUCAGUUCCCAAGUAGCAUUAAUGAUUGGACCUGUGUCAUCAAAUGCAUGGAUCUUUAAUAUCUAACAUCCCUGACACUUCAAUACAGGGCUGGACUUAGUAACUGACCAACACGGGGAGGGGGGUGGUUGUUGGGAGGGCAUUUGAACAUGAUCAAAAAUGUCUCCGCUCAGGGAUUUAUGGUGGGUUAUUGCAGACAGUGCUAAAAAUAUAGAGCACAAGACAAGUUUACUAAAUUAAAAUUUUAUUUUUUGAGAAGCUGUUAUUUGUAUAAAUUAUCAAGAUUUGUAGGCUUUCCUUUUGUAGAAAUAAUUGUUUUAUGUGCCAGAGAAUUUCAAUUUUGUUUUCAACAAUAAAGCAUUGAU